This is a messenger RNA of Chanos chanos (milkfish), 4167 nucleotides long. RefSeq names its product neurite extension and migration factor b (gene nexmifb). NCBI's taxonomy places the organism in Eukaryota, Metazoa, Chordata, Actinopteri, Gonorynchiformes, Chanidae. Gene Ontology annotation, biological process: negative regulation of cell adhesion mediated by integrin; negative regulation of cell-matrix adhesion; negative regulation of cell-cell adhesion mediated by cadherin. The record is from RefSeq and is a predicted model, not a curated record. Gene Ontology annotation, cellular component: nucleus. Bases 1 to 4167 code for a protein of 1388 amino acids. The transcript is spliced from 2 exons.
AUGGAUGUUGUAAAAGAGACCAGUCUUAUAGUGCAGGCUCUCAGUUCAACACAGAUAACUGUGCUGACCCAGACUGGUAAGAACAGCACUCUUUGCUCAGGGUCACGUGAGCUGAGAGAUAAUCUAAAGCUGUAUGCUGCCACAGAUGCCACCUUCCCCCCCUCCGUCGCAGCGCCUGAAGUCAGCUCUCAGAGACAGCACUUAGACUGCCGCCAAGCAGCUGCUCCCGCCGUGAAGGAACGGUGCCUCCCAAACUCGGCCUCUCCUCAGAGCCUCGCCGACGUUUCCCAGCGCCCCGCCCAAGUGUCCUCCACCCAUGCCAUCUCCCUGACGUCCUCCGUCGCCAAGGGCGUGAGUCCCUGGUCCCAGCCAGAGGAUUGUAACGGGGCACCCUUUGCCCUGAUGGAGCCGGUGGGCGUGUCCGCUCUGAGCGAAGACUGCCUGAUCCAGCAGAGCCGAACCUGCUUGGGCUGCUUCAUCGAACCCAAGGACGGCGACGCUGGCAUGAGCCUCAAGAUCUCAGACGUGAGUCGGGAGUACGAGUCGUGCGGCAUGUCUGAUAUGGGGAUGCAGUGCAUGGGCACGGGAGAAACGGGUCACUACGGGGAACAGCUGCUGUCUGACCAGCUCCUGAGCUUCCCCGUGUCCAAAUCCCAGCUGGCCGAGAAGAAAGAGGCGGAGAAGGCAGACAACGAUUCAGAUGACCCAGCUUCCAAAAACCUGUACGAGGGCCUGCUUCUGGACAAGUGCAGUGGAGAGGAGGCUCUGCUUGCCAACACAAACCAAGACUGGGGGUACUUUGAGUCCUUCAUCACCGAGAGUAAAAUGGAACUGCUGGACCUGUGCUCCAAAAAUGAGCUGUCAGUCAACCUUUUCUCUGAAGAAGAUGUGGACAAUUACAUGUUUGACGAUGACGACGACUCCACGUUGAGCAGUGAUGUAUGCUCUCUGAAGAUCCGCUACGAGUCUUUUCAGGACAACAUGAGGGAGAAGACCAACGUCCUGCAGGAGGAGACGCAGUUCAACUUUUUCCCCAGCGUCGUGGUCAACUGCACGAGGAAAGAGGGUGGGGUAGUGAAGAAGAAUGAUGAUCUUCAGCCAAAAGCAGAGGAGCUUGUUCUCCUAGAAAACGAUGCCAAGGGGGAUCAGAAUGACAGCUCCGCAGAUCAGUUUCCUGAUUACAGCCCUAAAAUGAACUACUUCAUCGACUUCAGCAACUCGACCGAAGACUCAGAGGAGUACAGCGAUGACAGCUCCUCCUGCACAGGCUCCUCUUUUGACGCUUUCCAAGACAGCAAACACAGAAACUCAUUUUCCCGAAAGAACGUGUCCUCCUCCAACCACCUCAACUACGGGUUGCGGGCGAAGAGAAAAGUGAGAUACAGCGAGGACUACCUGUACGACGUCGAUUCGAUCGACAGCGAGAAGAACACCGAGAAACGCGAGAGGCCGCCUGCCGGGCCGAAAGAGGAAGAGGACGACGACUGGUGUCCUAAAAAAAGGAGAAAAUCCCCGCGUAAGGAGACUCCAGUGAUAAUCAAAUACAUUAUCAUCAACAGGUUCAAAGGAGAGAGACACAUGUCUGUGAAGCUCGGAAAGAUUGAUCCAACAGUCACGACUGUAAGCUUAAAUGAAGACACAGUGGGUGCCUAUGAGAAACUAGCUCCUCUGAAGGAUUUCUGGCAGCAGAGACAGAGGGAGCGCGAAGAGCAGCUUAAGCUGGCAGCAGGAGAUAAACCUCAUUUCCAUCUUAACGGCCGGCAUCGAUCCUUUGGUCCCAGUCCCCCGAAAAGGAAACACAAGUUUGCAAACAGACUCAGGAUUCAGAGGAUUCACACUGUGGAGCGACCUCCCAACAAACAAGGCUUUUCCCUCUCUGAACCGGGGCAAGGAGGCGGCGCUGGAGACGAGACAGGCGCUACGGGGAGUCCAUUAACGACGGCAGCGUGUUCUGUGAGGGCUGCGGAAUCAGAUCUAAAUGACAUCACGCACACCGAGACGCAAAAGAGCAGAUCACAGGAGAGGGAGGAGAGGACAUUUGGAAGCAAGAUAGUCCGAAUACGGAAAUUCAAAAGCGAGGCUAGACUGAGGAGCAAGAAAAUGAGACACUUAGAGGAAUGUGGCGAGACCGUGACGAAUCUGACAGAAAUCAGUCCUGUGCUGGAAAAUAAGGAGUCAGCAGGUAGCGGGAAAAGUACAGAGAUCAGCUCAGCCACACAAAGUCCCCACUUGUGUGAUAAUCAGUCUGCUGACACCCCUGAAAAAUUUCCCCUCAUAUCUGCCACGCGCUCUCCCGACAAAGGUUCGACGUCUGAGGACAUGGCUCAGAACGUGCCGGUUAUUCCCGGGGGCUACCUGCAGACGUUGUUAGAUGCAUCCGAUUCCUCCGGCAGCACGGGGAUCUCUUAUUUCGCACAGCAGCCCGCAAGGCAAUACUCCCUGGGUCUGGCCCUGGAUGAGAAACAGUUCAGCUCUCUACAGCUUCCCCAGAGCUGUGUACUCUCCCCUCCCUCCGAAUCUGAGCUACAGCAGUCACCCCAGAACUGUACCAGUUUCACCCAAAUGUGGCCUCCUCAGCUCUGCCCUAACCAGCAGUUCGCCACAGAUAUUCCAGAGACCACAGUCUUGUCCAACAACUUCCCCAGUACCUUGCCCGUGCCCGUGCCCGUGCCCGUGUCAGACAACCUGGUUGUGUCAGGAUAUAGCCAGCUGAGCAUGGAGAACAGAAUCCUGUAUGAGAAGAAUUACAUGCCUGAGCAGCCUCUUCCGUCUGACACAGAGUUUCAGGCAUGUCAGCUCCCCUGUAUGGAGGGCCAGAUACAGUUUCAGAGAGGCACUCUGCACGCUGACAACGGAAGACUCCUCAGCUUGAGCCCAGCUGGCCCGCUGUCAGCUACCUCCAGCAAUUACAGCUCUCAGAGCCUCAAGUCCUGUGAAAAGGACGGUGAAGAGGACGUGAACGAAAACUUUCUGGCUCACUGCAGUCCCAAACUGGUGAUUCAGCAAAGCACCGAUGCAAUCACGCCCCUGAGGGAGUCCACAGAUUUGCUCGAUAUCUCAAACUUCACUCCUGAUAAAUUUAGGCACACGUCACUGUCUGAGCUCUCCCCUCCAGAGACGCCCAAUUUGUCCCCUCAGGUCAGAGGGCGGGAGAUGAAAAUUGUAGGGAAAGCGAAGGACUUCCAGGAUAGGGCUGAGAUGACAACGGAUCGUACCACGGAAAUUAAAUGGAAUUGCAGCGUUAUGGAGCAACAGAACCAUCCAUCUGAAUACACGGUGGAUAAUCUACAGUUUCAGUUGCACUCUUUUGAUGAUGAGGACAGUUUGUGUCUGGAUAAUAAGGAAAUGAGUCAAGCCAAACGUGAGGAGGAAGCAGGUGAGAUGAUCUACGGAGCAAAGGGCACGAAAUCGAAAAGGAAAAACAGCAGUAAGCCGACGGCCGGACAAGGUGCUAAAAAGAGUUCCAAAGUUCCCAGAACAGCGAAGACCGAGAAGGGCAAAAACCCGCGACAGAAUUCACGAACGUCCAAAAAAAUAAAGGCCAUGCUCGAUGGGAAGGCUAGCAAAUGCCAGGCCGGUAACUCCACGUUUCCACCUAACCACGUGACCGAAAACGGCCCUGAGGACCGGCCUGGCCCAGGCUGGUCAGAGGGCGGCGGUCGUGCGGACGACGACCAGAGAGAGUUCGAAGAGCCGUCCAACAUUUUGUCCAACAUCGUGUCCGGGAUGGCGGAAGUGCAGCGCUUCAUGAUGGCGUCCGUUGAGCCCACGUGGGGUCCUGCUGCCGGUGUUUCCUUCCCCGCGGAGGCAAACAGCCUCAAGUUAAAAACGCUCAAAAUCCUGGCAGGGACGUCGCACGACCCCAAGAAGAAGGGUGCCGUCUCCGCGGGGGGCGCAAAAGGAAGGAAAGCUGGAGGCAAAAGCAACAAAAACCAGGCCAAGUUCAACGCCUCCCACCCCCUCUUCCCCCAGCUGGCGCUGGGCUACAGCGUGUUGGACAGGCCCAGUCUCGCCGUGCCCGGCAUCACGGGACCCGCGCACAAAAAGAUGUACCGCCACAAAACGAGCGCCAAAUUCCCAAGGAUCGAAAACCUUAAGGGCAAGAGAGCUGAACGUGAUCCGAAUAAGGACAUAGCGUUAAUGGCCUCUUUUGAAAAACUGAGGUAA